AUGUUACAGGAGCAGAGUGCGCUUUGUGAUAAGUCUGUCAAGCUGAUUAUAAAGUCAAGGGUAGGAGUCUUUGCGCGCACUAUCAAUUGUGUGGCCAGAAUUAAACAAUUAUUACCGUCUGCUUAUAUAGAGUAUGAUGGCUGGAAGAUGCCAGACCAUGUUUCGCUAGCAGACCCCAUGUUUAACGUUCCAGGUGUAGUUGACAUGCUGAUUGCAGUGGAACUAUAUUUUGAAGUUUUACAGCAGGGGUGCAUUCGCUUAGGAAAUCAUCUUCUCAUUCUUAGGAAAAGUUGCUUCGGGAGGCUGAUUUCUGGUGUAUACACAUCAGAAAUGCAGAGCCGUGCACAUGUUGGCUUCAUAUCCAAUGGAGAUCUUUAUAAUAGUUUGACAAAGUUCUGGCAGUUAGAGGAGGUAUCCUCUUAUUAUACAAUGACUGGGUCAGACAAAGCAUGUGAAGAUCAUUUCGUUGCAAAUGUAGCUAGACUUGAGAAUGGGCAGUCUGAGGUGGCUUUGCCAUUUUUAGAUAACUAUAUAGAUAAGAUUGGGUCGUCAUUCGCUGUUGCUAAAUAUAGAAUUAUUUGA
Messenger RNA from Ctenocephalides felis (cat flea), 582 nucleotides. RefSeq lists its product as uncharacterized. NCBI's taxonomy places the organism in Eukaryota, Metazoa, Arthropoda, Insecta, Siphonaptera, Pulicidae. The record is from RefSeq and is a predicted model, not a curated record. Bases 1 to 582 code for a protein of 193 amino acids. The transcript has a single exon.